Lates calcarifer (barramundi perch) is the source of this 2626-nucleotide messenger RNA. RefSeq names its product mitochondrial fission regulator 1 (gene mtfr1). Gene Ontology annotation, biological process: mitochondrial fission; aerobic respiration. The transcript has 8 exons. NCBI's taxonomy places the organism in Eukaryota, Metazoa, Chordata, Actinopteri, Centropomidae. The record is from RefSeq and is a predicted model, not a curated record. Bases 175 to 1176 code for a protein of 333 amino acids. Gene Ontology annotation, cellular component: mitochondrion.
GGCUCAAAUGUAUUACACGAGUCUGCCUACAAUACUCGCCUCCUCCAGUUGAUAUAUGACCCUGGAAAAAUUUGGAAACUUGUCGGCAAGCGUCAGGCUCGAUGUCUGUUUGGUGAUGAUGUCCUUGGUGUUCAGGCAUGUGUUUAUCUGCCAUUGUGAAACACAGUGACAGAGAUGAGUAAAGACUAUGCACGGAUUGAAAUGGACCUGGCUUUUGGAUCAGCCAAGCCCUACGGGUCCUCGAGAAGUAUUGUGAGGAGAAUAGCUACUAGUCUUCCUCUUAAACCCUGCCCCAGGGUUCAUUUUCAGCUUCAUCCAUACGCUGAGGACGCUGGUGUCCUGAUUGGUGCCAGGAGGCAGAACUGUCAGGUGGCCUCUCUGGCUGAUGUCGGCUGGAUUGACAGGGACGAGGAGUGGGAGGAUGAUGUAGACUUCUUUGGCAGACCUAGGUCAGGGGUGCCGCAGGGACUUGUGUUUCGAGCCCACCAGCCUCAGAGAAGACCCUUAACCCGCCGCAGGUCACUGCCCAGCCUGCACCAGGGGGCUCCAGACCCCCAGGGUCCAACAGUCGCAAGUGAUGAGGCCAUUCAGAAGAUCAGUGCGCUGGAGACAGAACUUGCUAAACUCAGAGCUCAGAUAGCACAAAUCGUACUGGCUCAGGAACAGAACACAAAGCCAGCUGCUACCACAGGGACACCUCCUCCUCCCCCUCCACCCUGCGGCACCCUGCCUCCCCCUCCCCCACCACCACCACCACCACCUCCUCCCCCACCACCACCAAGUCUCCAGCGGACAUUUUCAGCCAUUGAUUUGAUAAAAGAGCGCAGGGGGAAGAGGACAGACGGUCAGACUGUUUUGGAUCCAAAGCCAGCGGAAAUCCCCAGCAUGCUGGAUGUCCUGAAGGACAUGAACAAAGUCAAGCUGAGAUCAGUCAAAAGUCGUCCAGUGGAAGUUGACACCAAAGUAAAGUCCAGCGAGCCUGCAGAUGCUGCAGCUCUCAUCGCAGAGGCCCUGAAACGCAAGUUUGCCCACCGUUACCGACAUGACAGCGGACAAGAGGACAAGGAGGACAAGGAGGACUUCAAACUACCCAUUCCAGAUAUGAAACCUCGAACAGAAACCCCUUUGUUUGGGCAGCACAUGUUGAAACCUACUGGGAAAAGGAAGUUGCUCUGAACAGGUGAUUCUGAACUUUGGACAUUUGAAACUGCCUUAUCAACCUUUAUAAUAUCUGCUGUUUCUGAGGAAGGAGAAGGGAUUCUGCCUGAACCAGACAACAGGCUGCUCCAAGUAUCAGUCAUCUCCUAAGUGUUGCAUCCGAUGAUCAUCCUGACCAUCCGUUUUUUGCACUUUUAUAACUUAUAAUAUUAGCUUUCUGUUUUACAAAUGAAUUUUUUUGUGUGUUAACUGAAUGUCUUUGUUUUUCUGUUGAACAUUCAUCAGUCCUGAGUGAAAGUGUCAGAGGCAAACGAGUUAAAGCAACACUACAGAAUCUUUUAAUAUUAUUAGAUGUAUUGUUCAGUCUUGAUUAGGUUUUUGUUUAAUGUGUUGCACAUAGUGUAGUUGGUCAGUUUUACACAGCUGUUUCUAAGGGGUCUGUGAAAGCUGAAGAGUUCUUCUACCACAGAAGAAAGGGAGCACUUUCUUACCUGUGGUAUAUUGUGAUGUAUUGUCUAUAUACAUCAUGUAUGCUGACUUGUAGACUAAUUUAUGAUGGGGAUUUAUGUAUUUAUGUUGCGGUUAAGUAGAUAAUUUUAUUUUUAACACAGUUAAUUAUGUUCUAGAUUAAUGUUAUUUUUCUUUAUGUGUUGAGCCUGUGCCCCAGUUGCCAGUCUGGCCACAGCUUAUAUGUCUUUUGCUGGUUCAAAUAUGCAUGGCUGACAAUUUCCUUCAGGGGUUAGUUAGCUAUCUAGCUAGCUAGUUGACAUCAUAUAACUCUUACCUAUAAUGUGCUUUUAAGAGCCAAAGACAUUCCAGUGUGUAUUCUGUCUUUUACUGCCAAAUUUUUACCUUUCAUGUCCCUUUUUUAUUUCCCUUGUUUCCUAUGAUGUGUAAACAGUGAGGAAAAUAUACCACAAUUGUUAAGGAAAGUUCGUAUUUCUAGGUUAGUGAUGGUACAGAUACGUGUGUUUCUUUAUCAGUACCUCUUUUGAUAAGCAUCACCUCUUACUGCAAAACACUUCAACCUUUCCCAGAACCUAGACUCAACAUCAACACUAAAGAUAUACUGCAUCAUUGUAGUUCACUGUUUUUGUUUUUUUGUCUAUUUAAACAACAGUCAAUGGUCCUAAGGUACCCACCGUUAUCAGUGUCCCAGUAAUCACGCCAGUACUCGUCACAUUUUCAAGUCUCAGUUUGGAAAUGUGACAUAACAUACUGAGGUUUUCAAGCAGUAUUUUGUUCAAAGUGACUGACUGCACAUUGUCACCAGUUCAGACCACUAUUUAUGUCAGUGAAGUUGCUGCCUCAAGUCAACUCCCACUUGUUAUAAGGGAAAGUGAACUGGAUGUGUCAGUAAUAACUGAGUGAUUUAAAUGUAUUAUUCUAAAUUUUAUAGUAGAGUUGUCUUCCUUUGAAAAUUGUUGAGUUGUCAAAUCUCUGAAUAAAAGUUUAUGGUCUGUCCUGA